AUGCUUUUGGUUUCUCGAACAAUUAGGGUUUCGAUUCGCACUUUGGAACUAGAUUAUCAAUCGGCUAAGAUUCCUUUGAAUUUGGAUUUCAGGAUGGACAACACUGACAUUGAAAUGGUAAUCAGCAUACCUGACACUCCAGAUAGGGCCGUACGGUGUAGCUCGAUGAGCAGAGAGGUUAAGAGAAGACCGCAUUCUCCAGAAGCACCGGUUAGGUACCAAAGAGAAGAGUACCGCAACGGCGGUAGAACCAGACAAGUCCCUCAAGUUGUGGAGAAUUCUGAUACACCUACUGAGAACGUACGUCGCUUUCGUCCUUCUGGAAGCAAUGCUCUGUUUAGGAGAGCUGCGGUUGAGAAGGAUAAAGGAAAAUCCAUCUGCACUGGUCCUUGCGCGGCUCCUGCUGAGAAAAUUCCAGUUUUGAAUCUAAAUCCACGAAAUGGAGCUGCUGCAUCUGAGGAUAUAAGAGAACACCGCACAGCUAGCGUUGAUUGCUCUCCCUUGCGAGGUGAUCAUAAGGGUAAAGGGAAAGUAGACUGUGGCUCUGUUUCUGAUAGAGAAACAAUUGACCUUUCCAGUGACAAGAAACCGAGUAGAGGCACUAAGAGACUGGUAAGGCAUGGCUGCAUUUCUCCACUUGGAAUCGCAGCUAGAGCUAGGCAAGCUGCUGCUACCAUUUCCGAGGAAACAGUUAGUGUUGAACACGAGAUAGCUCCUGAAACUGUAUCUUUGGAGAUUGUUUCUGAAAAUCGGAUGCACGCAAGAGCUAGAGGAAAAAGACCUGAAACUUCCUCAAAUAGGUUGGCAAGUAGAGAAGACUUGGAGAGGUGGGUUAGUACGCGUAACCGGGAGUUAAAUACCGACCAUGAAAUGAAUCGGAGGGGUGAGGAGAGUGACACACGUGGAAUUUGUAGCUCCGUUUCCCGACUCGACGUGCAGGAAACCGGUGCGAUUGACAAAGAAGUUAGACAACCACGGAGACGGAAACUUGGAUUUACUACUUCGAGAUCUUCAAAUGAGCCAGAUGUUUCUAUUAUUGGAUCUUCUGUGGAACCCUCUAGUUCAAGGCCACCGAGAAGUCAGAAUCAUCAAAGGCAAGGCACACAAGUGUUGGAGAUUGAUGAUUCAUCUCCCGAAGUACGAGUCUCCCGGGUUCCUAGACGCGUUGCAAACGAUGACUCUGAUGUUAAAGCAAGACAAAUGGAAGCAGAUGAGUUAAUGGCUCGUGAACUGCAAGAACAGAUGUACCAAGAAGCCUCAGUGAUUAGAAACGAGCAGAUUGAUGAAAACAUAGCCAGGUUGAUUGAACAAGAAGAGAAUGCUCUUCGUGCUUCUUCUAGUCGUACCUCUUCAACUCGUAAUACCAGAAGCUCUAAUACCGUAGCAGCAAAUCCAGGUGGGAGAAGUCGGCUGGAAGAACGACUGCAACAGAAUUCUUCUAGGAGGAGAUCGAAUCCUCCACAGCCUCGUCGUGCUACUGCUAGAGCGCCACCACGGGGUAGAGGUCACCGUUUAGGCCGUGCAUCUGCUUCAACACAGGCAGCUCUGAAUCUCAGUUUUCCAAAUUACAUGGGCGUAGAUUUGAGAAUGGAUCUUCUGGAGGGUCUAGAGACUCUAGAGAAUGCUAUUGGACACGCCAUGAACAAUAGUAGUCUUCUUCAUAUGGAUCGUGACUUUACUGAAGAUGAUUACGAAUUGCUGCUAGCUCUUGAUGAAAACAACCAUCGACAUGCUGGUGCUUCUACUCAUCGCAUUAACAACUUGCCAGAGUCCACAGUUCAAACCGAUAAUUUCCAAGAAACGUGUGUUAUCUGUCUGGAAACGCCGACGAUCGGAGACACUAUCCGUCAUCUUCCUUGUUUUCACAAAUUCCACAAAGAUUGCAUCGAUCCAUGGCUAGGACGGAGUAAAGCAUGCCCGGUUUGUAAAUCCUCCGUCACUUAA
Microthlaspi erraticum is the source of this 1944-nucleotide messenger RNA. NCBI's taxonomy places the organism in Eukaryota, Viridiplantae, Streptophyta, Magnoliopsida, Brassicales, Brassicaceae. The record is from the annotation of a GenBank genome assembly.